Messenger RNA from Liolophura sinensis, 2053 nucleotides. RefSeq names its product glycoprotein 3-alpha-L-fucosyltransferase A-like. The transcript has 2 exons. Gene Ontology annotation, cellular component: membrane. NCBI's taxonomy places the organism in Eukaryota, Metazoa, Mollusca, Polyplacophora, Chitonida, Chitonidae. The coding region runs from base 147 to 1496 and encodes 449 amino acids. The record is from RefSeq and is a predicted model, not a curated record. Gene Ontology annotation, molecular function: fucosyltransferase activity.
CAUCGCUCGACACAUAAAAAACCUUAUAAAAUGGGUCAAGCAUUUGUACUUGGGAUUAUAUUUAGUGCCGUAAAAGCCUAUGUCUACUAUAAACGUAAAUGUCAUGUCUUACAGGUACUAGAUAGGGUCCAUGAUACCGUCCGCUAAUGCAGAGCCUGUUUCUAGAAUCAGAUAAAGUUAUGAGAUUCUCACGCAGGAAGCUUUACCUCAGCGCCAUCUGUCUGUGUUCGGUCAGUUCAUUGUUGUUUACUUCCCCUGAUCUAGAUGCUGAUGAGGUGCACUUCCACUCCCCGACUUUGUGGAAUGUCAUCCGCGGUUAUAGAGAGCGCAAAUUCAUCAGUGCAUUUAAACUACGACACGAUCCCUCGGUUAUUCGGAAAAAAAUUGUUGCCAUGGGGAAGAAACUCUCAGAGGGACAAGUUUGGCCACAUUCAGGUGAAGAUGACAGAAUCAUUGCGCAGUUGAACGCCAAUCCGUACCCUCUCGCGAAAGGGGAUGGGAAUGGGAAACUUAAGAACAUCCUUCUAUGGUCCGGUUUGGGAGGACAGGGUGUAGUUGAAGGACAAUCACAUUUCUUCUUACAGAGUUGCCACGUGAACACGUGUUACAUACACGGGCAGAGAUACAUGGCUGAUGAGGCGGAUAUGAUCAUGUUCCAUUCCGUGGGUCAUCCCUGGAAGCCGAGGAGACCGAAUCAGAUUUGGAUGAUGGCCAGUCUAGAAUGUCCACUUCGGACAGAGGACUGGUCAGAGAUGAAAGGGGUAAAUUGGACAGCUACCUACCGCCAUGACUCCACUAUAGUCACUCCCUAUGAGAAAUUUGCGCCGUAUUCCAGUCUGGACGAUAUACAAGUGACCGAGAGAAACUAUGCUAUUGGGAAAAGUAAGCAGGUAGUUUGGUUCGUGUCAAACUGUGGGAGUGACAACGGGCGCCUGGAGUACGCCAGGGAGCUGGCCGAGUACAUCAGUGUGGAUAUUUACGGGGAGUGUGGGGAGUUCGACUGUCCACGGGGUCUGAACGACGAAGAGGAGUGCUACUCAAAACUCAACACUGACUACAAAUUUUACCUGGCGUUUGAAAAUGCCAACUGCAAAGACUAUAUCACAGAGAAAUUCUUUGUCCUCGGAUUACAACAUGACGUCCUGCCCAUAGUGAUGGGAGCCGCGCCACAGGACUAUGAACGAGUGGCGCCAUUACACUCGUACAUUCACGUGGAGGAGUUCUCUUCGCCGAGAGAACUCGCCGACUUUCUCCAUCUGCUGGACAGAAGAGAUGACCUGUACAACACGUACUUCUCCUGGAAAGGCACUGGCACUUUUAUCAACACACAUUUCUGGUGCCGUGUCUGCGCCUUACUCCACGACGAGACCCGGCCCGUCAGCGAAUAUAAGAAGCUAGGUGACUGGUGGUCUGGAGAAGGUGUGUGCAUAGGAAGCGAUCGAUGGGAUUCACAUCGCCGGAAACACGAAGACACCCAUGGGGGUCUGUUUGCCUAGAAAACCAUCUGUACAGUCAACCAGCAAAGUGGACAAGCAGUUUGCUAAACAUCUAAUGUGAUUUGCGAUUUGCGAAAUAUUAUGUGGAUAUUGUGGAUUUAAGAGAGAUGUUAUGUAGUGCACAGUGGGUUUAUGUGGGAAGUAUUUUGUGGAUAUUGUGGAUGUAGGCGGGAAAUGUGCAGGGUCAUUGUGGGUGUAGGCGAGUGGAUAGAGUGCGUGUGGAGGGGAAAUGUAUAGAUAAAUUGAGUAUUCCUAGACCGGUGACAUCUAGAAAUAUAAUGCACUAUUUGAACUAAUUCUGCAUAAACCAUGGGGCGUUUAAGUUGCAAUUUUUCAUGUGUACCUUACCUGAGGUAAAGUGAUAAAAGGCAAUAUUUCACGGAUUACUUGUGAUCAAUGGUCAGUUGACACUGUCGUCGCUGCUCGAAUUUUACUCUGUGUUGUAUAGUGUUUGAUAUUAUAGUGGAUGUAGACGGAGAAUAAGUGGACACAGCCUCGUGGGAGUAAAGUCAUCUUGCAAGCCCGAAAUCUGUAAGCUCGAUCGCUAUAAGCUGUUA